Messenger RNA from Mobula hypostoma (lesser devil ray), 6439 nucleotides. Its product is annotated as zinc finger protein 229-like. Gene Ontology annotation, molecular function: DNA-binding transcription factor activity, RNA polymerase II-specific; RNA polymerase II cis-regulatory region sequence-specific DNA binding. NCBI's taxonomy places the organism in Eukaryota, Metazoa, Chordata, Chondrichthyes, Myliobatiformes, Myliobatidae. The transcript has 3 exons. Bases 575 to 1864 code for a protein of 429 amino acids. Gene Ontology annotation, cellular component: nucleus. The record is from RefSeq and is a predicted model, not a curated record. Gene Ontology annotation, biological process: regulation of transcription by RNA polymerase II.
UAGAAGAGCGGCGGCAGCCCCACCAUCCGUACACGGGCCCCGGGGAGCUUCCAGCUGAUGAGGGAAUGGGAACCGAUGGAUCUCUCAGACAGAGCUGAGCUCCAGCUGUCUAAAUGCAAAGAUCGGGAACUCGGAGAAAGGGAACAAAAUCUUUUACAUCAGCUGUUGAGAAAAUCACCUUUGUUCUGCCUCCAGUCACAAACAAGAGAAAAUCUGCAGAGAGGGCACAGUUUUAAGGUGCUUGGAAGCAGGUUAAAACGGACAAGGAAUUUGUCUCCAGGAAUCUCGAACACAACACGCCAGUUUUGCUGUCUCUGUCCAGGUAUUUAAGAAGUGGAGCAAGGGAUUCACUCGAUCAUCCUUCCUGCUCAGACUGUGGGGAGGGAUUCACUCAGUCAUUUCAACUGAAGAUAUAUCAGCAAGUUCACACCGGACAAGGCCAUUCAUUUGUUCUGUGUGUGAGAAGGCAUUCAGUCGGUCAUCCCACCUGUGGACACACCAGUCAGUUCACCCGGGGCAGAGGCCGGUCAUCUGCUGAAUUUGUGGGGAAGGAUUCACUCGGCCAUCUUAUCUAAUGGCUCACCAGCGAGAUCACACCGGGGAGCGGCCGUUCACCUGCUUGGACUGCGGGAAGGGAUUCAUUAACUCAUCUGACCUACUGAGACACCAGUCAGUUCACACUGGGGAGCGGCUGUUCACCUGCUUGGACUGUGGGAAGAGAUUCACUUGCUCAUCCCACCUGAAGGUUCAUCAGCGGGUUCACACUGGAGAGAGGCCAUUCACCUGCUCAGACUGUGGAAAAGGAUUCAGUUGCUCAUCCCAACUGAAGGUACAUCAGCGAGUUCACACUGGGGAGAGGCCAUUCACCUGCUCAAACUGUGGGAAGGGAUUCACUUCGUCAUGUGUCCUACACAGACACAAGCGAGUUCACACUGGGGAGAGGCCGUUCACCUGCUCAGUGUGUGGGAAGGGAUUCAUUCGAUCAUCUGACCUACAAGCACACUCAUCUUUUCACACUGGGGAGAGGCCGUUCAUCUGCUCCGACUGUGGGAAGGCAUUCACUUGCUCAUCCCAUCUGAAGGUUCAUCAGCGCGUUCACACUGGAGACAGGCCGUUCACCUGCUCAGACUGUGGGAAGGGAUUCACUUCGUCAUCUGAACUGAAGGUACAUCAGCGAGUUCACACUGGGGAGAGGCCAUUCACCUGCUCAGACUGUGGGAAGGGAUUCACUGUGUCAUCUCAACUGAAGAUACAUCAGCGAGUUCACACUGGGGAGAGGCCGUUCACCUGCUCAGACUGUGGGAAGGGAUUCACUUCGUCACUUGUCCUACAGAGACACCUGCGAGUUCACACUGGGGAGAGGCCAUUCAGCUGCUCUGACUGCGGGAAGAGAUUCCGUUGCUCAUCCCAACUGAAGGUUCAUCAGCGAGUUCACACUGGAGAGAGGCCAUUCACCUGCUCAGACUGUGGGAAGGGAUUCACUUCGUCAUGUGUCCUACUCAGACACCAGCGAGUUCACACUGGGGAGAGGCCGUUCACCUGCUCAGUGUGUGGGAAGGGAUUCAUUCGAUCAUCCCACCUACAAGCGCACUGGUCUAUUCACACGGGGAAGAGGCCAUUCACCUGCUCCAACUGCUUGAAGGGAUUCACUUGCUCAUCCCACCUGAAGGUUCAUCAGCGAGUUCACACUGGAGAGUGGCCAUUCACCUGCUCAGACUGUGGAAAGGGAUUCACUUGGUCAUCCCAACUGAAGGUACAUCAGCGAGUUCACACUGGGGAGAGGCCGUUCACCUGCUCAGUGUGUGGGAAGGGAUUCACUCAGUCAUCCAGCCUACAGAAACACCAGCGAGCUCACACUGGGUAGAGGCUGAUCACCUGCUCAGACUUUGGGAAGAGAUUCUCUCAGCCAUCUCCGCCGAAUGUGCAUCAUUGAGUUCACACUGGGGAGAGGCCGUUCACCUGCUGGGAAUGUGGGAAGCGAUUCACUCAGUAUUCUAACCUUAUGUAAUUCUCACUUCAGCUAGCAGCUUAAUAUAGAGGGUGGUAGUCCCCCAGUCCGGCCAAACUUGUUUGGGUGGAUGCUACACGAUGUGUCCCCUGUUACAAAUUAGUACCCUCAAAUAACAAACAAUACACAAUAUGUGAUUAAACGAUUGGGCUUUAUAGUUCUUUCUUUGACUAUAGGGUUAGUAAAGAAAAAAUAACGAAGAAAGGCCCAGUCUCUCCAUUCAUGUCUUCUCAUCUCUCCCUGGCAAAAGACCGCAAAAAUCUCUCUUUCAGACUCACAAGAAGAACAACAUUUCUGUCAUUGGAUAGCCCUGCGUUCAAAAACCCUGUUAUCUCUAGUCGUAACCUAAACAUUGCUGCUCUAGAGAAAACAUUACCUCAGCAGUGAAGGGGAAUAGACAGAAAGAGCAGAGCACCCCUGUGGCCAUUCCCAUCAACAAUGUGUGUACCAUUUUGGAUACUGGCCUUUAUAGAUCAGAGCAUUGAGUCUAGGAGUUGGGAUGUAAUGUUAAAAUUGUACAAGGCAUUGGUAAGGCCAAAUUUGGAGUAUUGUGUACAGUUCUGGUCACCGGGGACGACCUGCCAGGGACAAGUUGUAGUGGUUGUGUGUCUGGCACCGAGACUGGACCCUCAGCCUCAGAAAGGAAGGAGGGAAAAGAGGAGAGCAGUAGUGACAGGGGAUUUGAUAGUUAAGGGGACAGAUAAGAGGUUCUGUGGGAAAGAUGGAGAAUCCCAGAUGGUCUGUUGCCUCCCUGGUUCCAGGGUCCACAAUAUCUCAGAUCGAGUUCUCGGUAUUCUCAGCAGAGAGGGUGAGCAGCCAGAUGUUGUGGUCCAUGUGGGGACCAAUGACAUAGAUGGGAGUAGGGAUGAGACCCUGAAGAAGGAAUAUUGGGAGUUAGGGGAAAAAAGUUAAAAAGUAGGACCUCAAGGGUGGUAAUCUCAGGAUUGCUGCCUGUGCCACGAAACAGAGAGGGUAGGAACAGGAAGUCAUGGCAGUUGAAUGCCUGGCUGAAGAGUUGGUGCAGGGGGAAGGGGUUCAGAUUUCUGGAUCAUUGGGAUCUCUUCUGGGGAAGGUCUGACCUGUACAACAAGGACGGGCUGCAACUGAACUGGAAAGGGACCUAUAUCCUGGCGGAAGGUUUGCUAGAGCUGUUGGGGAGGGUUUAAACUAGUUUGGCAGGGGGGUGGGAAUCAGAAUGUGAGUGCAGGGAUUAGGGUAGAAGGACAAGGGCAUGAUGCUAUGUGUUCUGAGUUGGUGAGGAAGGACAGGCAGGGGACAAAACAUAAAUGUAGCCAGUUAGAGGGGUUGAAAUAUGUCUAUUUGAACACUAGGAGUAUUAGGAAUAAAGGGGAUGAACUUGGAGCAUGGAUCAGUACGUGGAACUACGAUGUUGUGGCCGUUACUGAAACUUGGCUGUAGGAAGGGAAGGAUUGGCUGAUGCAGGUACUGGGGUUUAGGUGUUUUAAAAGGAAUAGGAUGGGAGGUAGAAAAGGGAGCGAGUAGCAUUAUUGGUCAGGGAUAGUAUCACGGCUGUAGGAAGGGAGGACACUGCAGAUGGAGUGUCCACUGAGUCAGUGUGAGUGGAAGUCAGAAAUAGGAAGGGAUCAAUCACUGUGCUGGGAGUAGUCUAUAGGCCCCCAAAUAGCCCUCGGGACACCGAGGAGCAGAUAAGCAGGCAGAUUUUAGAAUGGUGCAGGAAAUACAGGGUUGUAGUUAUGGGUGAUUUCAACUUCCCUCAUAUUGACUGGCACCUCCUGACUGCAAGGGGGAUAGAUGGGGCUGAAUUUGUCAGGUGUAUUCAAGAAGGAUUCCUGACACAGUAUGUGGACCGUUCGACGAGAGGAGAGGCCGUACUGGAUCUAGUUCUCGGUAAUGAACCUGGUCAGGUGGCAGACCUCUUGGUGGGGGAGCAUUUUGGUGAGAGUGACCAAAACUCCCUUAGCUUCAGCAUAGCUAUGGAAAAGGAUAGAAACAGACAAAAUGGGAAAGUGCUUAACUGGGGAAGGGCUAAAUAUGAAGGGGUGAGGCAGGAACUAGCGAGAGUAAAUUGGAAACGGGUGUUCAAAGCUGAAAGCACAGAAGUAAUGUGGAGGAAGUUUAGGGACCACUUGUGCUGGGUUCAGGAUAGGUUUGUCCCACUGAGGCAAGGAAAAAAUGGUAGGAAAAGGGAACCGUGGCUGACAAAACACGUGAGGCAACUCGUCAAGCGGAAGAUGGAAGCAUAUGUUAGAUAUAGGAAGCAGUCAGAGCCCUGUUGGUCGCUUUUCGAUUGUUCCUACCCUGUUUACUUAAUUGUCUCCUACCAGUCUUUUUUUUUUGAAACAUUAUAAUACUUCAAUACUGCUUUACUGUGGCUGGGAAAAGAACCAAAGCGUUUGCGAAAGAAAGAGAAACAGAAGAUUAAUCCCCAGUCACUUUGCAUUCAAUCAGUGACUUCCUUAAAUGGCAAAAGUAGGAAUUCUCUGAGGAGUUUCAAUGGAUCAACGGCAAAUUGGAUACAAUUCAACAAACUUUAUUUCAGCAUGAGAACCAAAUUCAGGAGAAUACUGCGAGGCAUUUUGUCUUUUGUUUUUUUUUGAUACUGCUUUAUUUUAUCCCUUUUGGAGGCUUUAUUUUAAUACAGCUUUCUUUGAAUUUGUUUGAAGUGAUCCUUUCAUAUUUUCAAACUGAGUUACUUUACUUUUUAUGCUGUGUCUUGGUAGGGACAUAAUGACCUUGCAGGACGGGAGUUUUUUUUCUGUCAGUAGGAUUUUUUGGGGCCGGUACUUAGUUCUCAGCUCGCUGACUGUCCAUUGGUCAGCUUUCUCGCUUUGGGUAGGGGAGAGGGUAGGGUCUAUUUCUCUCUGGGAGCUCUGUGGGUUGAAUGUAUGAUUGUUUGUUUGAAUACCUUACUUUAUGAUUUGCUUUCUACUUUUAAUAACUUAUGGCCAGACCGCUUAAUUACAUGUUGAUUGGUAUUUCAAAUGGUUCGAAAUAUUAACCUGUUUAGUUUGAAUGUGAAAGGGCUGAAUCACCCCACCAAAAGGAACAAAGUGUUUGCUUAUAUUAAAAAAAAAGCACCCAUUAUUUUUUUUACAAGAAACACACAUACACAGCUGUGAUACCUUACGUUUUUUUUUACUGGGUGGAAGGAUAUUCAAUUCCACUCUUUGUUUAAUGCAAAAUCACAUGGAGUUUCAAUUUUUGUAGAUAAUACAGUUUCCUUUAUUCAGCAUAAAGUUGGUUUGGACCCUAAUGGUUGAUUUGUUAUUGUAUCAGGGAGUUUAGACAGUAAGUUGAUUGUUUUUGCAAAUGUAUAUGCCCCCAACAUAGAUGAUCCAGGAUUUUUUGAACGUCUAUUUUCAUUUUUGCCAGAUUUGUGUACUUACGCCCUUGUGAUGGGAGGAGAUUUUAACUGCUGGUUAGAUCCAGUAUUAGAUCGGUCAUCUGUUAAACCAGCCACACUUAAUAAAUCAGCUUUGUUUAUCCAAUCUUUUCUAACUGAAUGUGGUAUAGUUGAUGCUUGGCGAUUGUCUUCAUCUGACGGACAGGGAGUAUUCUUUUUUUCUCUCAUGUCUAUCAUUCUUAUACCGGGAUUGACACUUUUUUAUUGAUAGUCAAAUGAUUCCAUUAGUUCGAUCAAUUGAAUAUAAAGAGAUUGCUAUCUCUGACCACUCUGCUGUAAUUCUAUCUUGAAAUCUUCCUGGUCCUAUCCCCAUGAGUAGAUUUUGGUGAUUUAAUUUAACUCUGUUAUCCGAUGAGGAUUUUAAAAAAUUUAUGGAGAAUCAAAUUACUCUUUAUUUUUGAAGAAAAUAUGUUGGAAGAGAAGUCUAGCCUUAUUAUAUGGGAUACUUUUAAAGCAUACAUCCGGGGUCAAAUUAUUUCUUAUACUGCAAACAUCGUUAAAAAAGCUAACAAAGAAUGAAAUGAAUUAGCCAAUCAGUUAAAGCAACUGGACCAUAAAUAUGCUUCUGUACCUGAUCCUGAAACAUAUAAGAGACGUAUUGAAACUAAAACUAAAUAUGAUCUUCUUUUAAUGUAUCCAAUUGAAAGCCAACUUUUAAAAGAUAGAAGUCAACUUUAUAUUCACGGAGCUAAAACUGGUAAGCUACUGGCUAAUUAGUUGAAGCCAUUUUCAGCCAAGCGGCAAAUUAAAGAAAUACGUAAAAUUAACGGGGACAUGACAACUGACCACCUUGAAAUUAAUGACACUUUUAGGGAAUUCUAAAUUGUAUAGUCUGGCUCUGUUAAUGAUAAUAUUGCAAUGAAUAAUUUUUAGAUCAAGUAAAUAUUCCUAAUCUUUCAUUAGAUGAUCAUAGGCAAUUGGAUCAACCUAUUUCCCAGGAGGAAAGUGCUCAGGCUAUUUGAGAAUUGCACUCUGGCACAUCCCGAGGACCCGGUGAAUUCUCUGGAGAGUUUUGUAAGGCUUUUCUUGUUGCUUAUACCACACUA